AUGUACACUGGAGAGGAAAAGAAGGCUUUUGUGGAAGGUCUCAAAAAGGUACUGAACGAUCUGAAGGCCAAAAAAGUCAAAGACUUCGAUAGGAUCACUCGAGCCAUCAUCAAGUAUCGGGCAGACUUCCUCAAAGACCCUUGCAAAGUCCUGCCACUUCACGGUGUCAAGAUUUGA
Messenger RNA from Pseudomassariella vexata, 177 nucleotides. RefSeq lists its product as uncharacterized. The transcript has a single exon. The record is from RefSeq and is a predicted model, not a curated record. Bases 1 to 177 code for a protein of 58 amino acids. Lineage: Eukaryota; Fungi; Ascomycota; Sordariomycetes; Amphisphaeriales; Pseudomassariaceae.